UCAGGCCAAUCUGUCUGAGCCUUUAGAUGUUUAAUUUUCUGUUAUUUUAUAUUGCAUAAUCUUUGAAGUGUGGGCUUUAAAUUCCCAUGUAAAAACAUUGCCGACUUGUUCGGCCUAUUUUCCUUUUCGGUUUGUCAAAUUUUUCCUUUUUAAUACCGUCAGAGUGUUUCCUUACGACCAAAAAGGGAAAUUGACGAGCCAGACUCGAGAAAUUUGUAUGUUUUCCAUUUUGCACGAAAUUUGGAAAUAUUGAAAGGUUCCACCUUUCGAUAUAAAUCAGCCGGGAUUGUCUCCAAAUUGGACAGCGAACCAAGAGUUUUGGAUCGAAGCAAUGUCGAGCUCUAGUAGUAGCGUGGAAUCCCCGCUAGUCGGGAACGAUGUCCCGACGUUCUCGAAUACCGAAGCAAUCGAAAGAGGGAUGGCCUACUACCCGAACAUCCGAGCUCCUUGGAUGCUGAUGUUCCGCGUUAAGCCGGAAGAAAGGCGCGAUCUGGAAGAAUGUCUCCAUGAGAUAGAAGACCGCCAUACGGAGUAUCGUGAUCGUCUUGCUGCAUCAGAGCAAGUGCAACGUGAACUUCUACUCAAACUUGAGAUGCUUGAAUCCCACCCAAAAGAUUGGAUCGAGAAUGGGUUCGACAGAAUAGCAGCUUUGCCACCAUGUCUCAUUGCGUACUGCAACGAAUGCCGAAGGGAAUCAGAUCGGAAACCGACGCACGUGGACCCUGCCCUGAUUGGCGACUUCAUUCCAGGCAACGUCAAGCCGUUUUACAUUAACAAGCGUUCUAACGAUGCCGAACUUGCUGAGGCUGAAACCUUUUUUCGUCAGAUUGAAGGCGCGCAUCAAGAAUUGAGUCAAGAUCUUCAAUACUUUCAUAUGAAAAGAAACAGGAUUGACCGCCAACUGAAGACGCUGGAAUCCAAAAUUGCCAUACUCAAGGCAAAAAGGAAGAGGACUACCGACUUGCUCGAUGAAUCCGAACAGAAGGCCAGGGCAUUGGAGACUCGCCCCGAGGAUUGGGAGAAGACUGGGUUGCAAUUAGUGUGGCCGAUGCCGAAACGACUCAAGACGAGUGUUCGUGAGAUAGCCGCGAAUAGCGCAUUAGUUCGGAAUUAAGAUGUUUUGUUUGAUCAUUCAAUAAGAUUUAACCGCAUUGUAGCGGGCGAACUUGAACUCUCCUUUGGAAAUCAAAAGAAAACUUUAGUGCAAUAAAA
Messenger RNA from Camelina sativa (false flax), 1212 nucleotides. NCBI's taxonomy places the organism in Eukaryota, Viridiplantae, Streptophyta, Magnoliopsida, Brassicales, Brassicaceae. The record is from RefSeq and is a predicted model, not a curated record.